AGUGUGUGAGUCGCAGAGGGAUCUACGGAAACUUUCGUUUUCACGGUCCACAGAGAGACACUUUUCCCUCACCGUCAGUUGCCGUCAUGUCAAACAACAGCGCAAGUAGCAGUAACUUGGCUAUAGCACAAAAAGCCGUCAAGCAGCUGCGUCUUGAAGCGAGUGUCCGCCGAAUCAAGGUGUCCCAGGCCGCCACUGACCUGAAGACCUUCUGCCAGCAGAAUGCACACAAGGACCCUCUGCUCAUGGGGGUCCCUUCCAGUGACAACCCCUUCCGGCCCCCCAAAUCCUGCUCUCUCUUCUGAGCAGGUGGCGCCAGUGAGGCCCAGGAAAUGCCUGGGAGCAUUUCUCUGUCUGCCUCUCCACUGUCCCUCGCUCUGCUCUCCGUUCAUACAUUCAAAAUCUCUCUUCCUGAAGAAGUGGCCCAGCGUCGGGAGGAUCCUCCGCACAGCCCACACCUACAUCGAAGGACAUUACCGCGAUCCCCCUCAUACGCUGCAAUGUGUCAAACUGGAUCACAGUCCACUCAGAGCAACUGCAUGUCCAGUAAUUUAAUAUCUCUGGUUUGUUUUCACGCCUGAUCCUUUAAGGGUCCUAGUAACACUCACCUCCUUGUUUCUUGUGCACUAUACUGUAAUUGUCAAGGGUACGUCUGUGUCAUGUGCAAUCGGUUCCACAACAGGAACUCACCUCAGGCAGUGAAGAAGCCGAUAACUGUUAGGAGGGAGUCUAGACAUUGUGAGCCUAGCCCCCCCCCCAAAAAAAAAGAACCAUUGUGACAUGGACACUAAGUUGAUAUAUAACCGUACAACACAAUGUUGCCUUUUAACCAGAACAUAGUUUAUCUCAGAGCAGCAAGUAAGGUAUAAAGAUGACUGUUUCCCUGAAAGAGUCUGUAUUUUUAUGACUGACCUAAGUGUGGGUCAGUGUAUAUGUUGCGUUGGGUUUUUUUUUUGUAUUUGUUGUUUAUCACACAGUUAGGCUUGUUCUUACAGUCUGAGGAAAUAGUGUUCGCAUUGUAUUGUAAAACCAUUGCUCUGUCUCAAAAGAUGCACAAACACUAAAUACAACCAGCUAAUGGAACGGAUUAAUAAGGCCACUCUGAUUGGACAAUACAGCAAGUUGUAUACACCUGCAAUCCAAAAUCAAAAAUAAAAACCUAGAGGGAUAUGGUACUUUGAGGUGCACAACAGGGCUUAUUAAAGGUAAUUCAAGGUAUCUGUCAGACUAAUGGCACUCAACCCACUGAGCAAUUAUUGUACUGUCCCCCUGCCACCAUUAUUAUUAGUAGUAGAGCUAUUAGUAGUAUUUAUUGGCUUAGUUCUAAUAAGGAUGGGCUCUCAUAAUGACAAAAUGCUAUAAAGUUCUUGGGAGCUGGAGAUAGCCUUUGAUUUGUUAUCUGACAACGGUACACAAACCCGUAAACACUGCUAACUUUAACUCUGAAGAGCUACUUGUACACUCCCUCACUCCCCACACCCCUUUCAUAAAAAAGAAACAUAGGUACACAUUUAUAUAAUAAUAUGUAAUAUUCAUAGCAUAUGUAAUGACACUGGCAGUGUUACACAUAGACUGAGACCAUGUGGGUACCCUACAUGAGAACUGCUUUUUGGAAGUUGAGAUGGUUUGGCAAAGGCCAGAUUGUCCACCUAGUAUUGUUCUUGUUGGUCACUGAGUAUGAAUACUUUGUCCUGUUACUUAACAUUUCUCUACCUCCUCUAUCAUAAUAUUUUACCAUGUUUCUGCUUUUCCAAUCCUGCCACCAUUUUCUGGUUCAUCAUAAACUCUGCUGCUCUUUCUGUCACCUCUGUUCAUGAUUUUCUUCCCAGAAACCAUCUCUCUCUGUCAGCUUCCAUUUACAGUUGGAUGUAACCUAAUUACACAUGUUGAAAAAUGCGUCAGACUUUUUAAUCACUGGAGAAAUUACAAAAAAUA
Messenger RNA from Megalops cyprinoides (Indo-Pacific tarpon), 1935 nucleotides. RefSeq lists its product as uncharacterized. NCBI's taxonomy places the organism in Eukaryota, Metazoa, Chordata, Actinopteri, Elopiformes, Megalopidae. Gene Ontology annotation, cellular component: heterotrimeric G-protein complex. The record is from RefSeq and is a predicted model, not a curated record. Gene Ontology annotation, biological process: G protein-coupled receptor signaling pathway. Gene Ontology annotation, molecular function: G-protein beta-subunit binding. Bases 87 to 305 code for a protein of 72 amino acids. The transcript is spliced from 3 exons.